Fulvia fulva is the source of this 390-nucleotide messenger RNA. RefSeq lists its product as uncharacterized. NCBI's taxonomy places the organism in Eukaryota, Fungi, Ascomycota, Dothideomycetes, Mycosphaerellales, Mycosphaerellaceae. The transcript has a single exon. The record is from RefSeq and is a predicted model, not a curated record. Bases 1 to 390 code for a protein of 129 amino acids.
AUGAUACGAACAUCGCGGCGCCUGAUCACGGCCAGACGCGUCUUGUUUGCCCGCAAUGCUUCCACCGAGACGGCAGCACAACAUGCACCACCCGCAAUACCCGCAGGCCCAGCGCAACCAGUGCAGCCAACGAAUCGGAUACGGACCUUGACACCGGAGCAGAAGCAGUUCCUGGAGACACACGAGACGAACAAGAAGCUGAGGACACCGCCAAGGGGAGGAGAUAGAGGGCUGUACUUGACGGCAUUGGCGUUGCUGCUGGUCAUGCCACCGGCGAGUUACUUCUGGUGGCAGCAUCGGGCAGAGCAUAUGGGUCAGAAGAAGCAGGAGAUGAUGAAAGAGCUGGAGGUGAGGAGGAAGGCUUUUCGGGAGGCGGUACAGAAGUCAUGA